UUAUGUCAAAUGAUGAAAUUUAAGAUGGCGAUCGCGUUAAAUUAAAGUCUUAUUUAUUUUUGUGGUGAAUGAAAAAAUGGACAAAUUUGAUAUUGUGAAUCAAUGUAAAAGAACUUUGAUAUAUAUGUGAUACUGAGGAGUUGUGUGACGUAUACAGUGUGACUCCCCAUGUACCCAAGACUGCCCAAAAGCACCACAGAUCCACUCGAACAUUUUUUCAAUGAAAGAAAAGUGUGUGUUCUUGUGACGGAAAAAGAGACGAGCAAAAAAUUUCUUUACUUUUUUCGCUCAAUUUAUUGUGGAAUCUUACAUCCUUUUCGUGUAUCAUCUCUACAAUCAAUAAUACAAACGGUGGCCCAUCGACGAUUCCCUCUUCUAAAUAUCAUCCAGAGAUAGGCGUCGAAGAACGCAGCGGAGAGAAAAAAGAAAAGAUAUUUCAUUACCCAUAGAAGAGACACACACGGAGAAGACGCAGACGGAAGAACAAAUAUGUGGUGGUGUUGAAUGUUGUGCGAGUUGUGCAUGCAAGCACUCUUCAGUUGCCUAUAUCCUGUGCUCAAGUUAAGUGACAACACAACCAUCAAAGGGCAUAAAAGCGUAUAAAUAGUGCCCAGGCGAAUGAGGUCCGAACCCCUGCAACUCACUCGCCAGAUCACCAUCCCCCCCUCGGGAACAACACCUGUGAUAGGCCAGGCAAAUCGCGGAUCACGAGGAGUGCGAGGAGCACAAAUUUGGUGCUGGCCAAACACCCAACUAUUUGUAUGGGUGAUAUGUGACGAAAAUGUCCAGAAAUAGAAUGGAUGACUCCGAAAGGAUGGAGCGCAGAGAAAGGGAUAAACAAGCCAGAGCAAUGCUUUCUGCCCAAAUACCAGAAACAGAAUCAACACAGCUUUUUGCUGCUCCGGUCCGACUAUCCCCAUCUGAGGGUGAUCGUCGGAUACAGUCGAAAUUGGGUGAUUUUUCUGUGGCAAAACACCUGAUGGAAGAAAAACGUCUGUUUGGAAUUUCUCAAACGCCACAAACACCGCGUCAAUUUCCACAGAGUAGCAAUUCCUCCUUGUCUAACCAGUCGCAACAGCAAUUAGGAACGAGUAGCAGCAAUAAUAGUUGUGCAAUGAUGGGAUCAGGACCUACAAAUAGUGGUAACAGUAACAAUGGCACAAUUGCAAGCAACCGUGCCUCUUCACAUCACUAUCAGCAGCAACCUCCACGAAAUGUGUUCUUGAAGCCAACUGAUAGCAAACCGGCCUACAAUGGUAGAGGAGUAUACCAAGGACAAUUCGUUAAACAUGAACAGAUGCAUUCAACUGCCCCCAAAGGUCCUGGACCGCCCUCACUCACGUCCCAGCAACUGAAUUCUCAUCUGCAAAAUGGACGUCUUAUGAGUGAAAAGCAAUCGUCAACAAUGAUGCCAAACGGUACCCUCAGAGGCACUCUGAAACCGUCACGGCUCCCUAUGACCUCCAUUCCGGCGGGAAAUCCCCUCAGUACUCCAACUAGCGUGGGUGAGGUGAGAGAUAUCCUCAAGGAAAUGACUGAGACAGUGACACCAGUUACGGGAAUUGCAGCAACACCUAGAACGGAGUUUGAUACAAAGUUUGCAUUCGGUGCUGCAGGAUUGCCUCAAUAUAAGUAUACGGAACUACCUCCACUAUUUACACCUACCGUCAAUCGAAGUUCCUCAAGACCAAAUGAUCUCGUGAAUGAACCUAAUAUCUCUGACAGCGAUGAUGGGGAACGCAAGAAGCAACAUACCGAGACAAUGUCUCCAAACAAUGAUAAUUCUAGUGAAAGCGAUGAAUCUGCAUCGAGUGGUGAAUCAUCAAGUGAAGAGUCAAAUAACGGUUUAAAAUUAGAAUCAACAGAUCAAAAUAGUCCUUCAUCGAAACUUGAACAGUGGAGCUUGAUACAAUUUGUCAAGCCACAUGUACAAAAUGACACAUCACAACCUGCAACACAGGAACCAUCCCCUUCGAUGGCAAUUAAAAAUGAAAGGGAUGAGGAAAAUCAGGUAUAUCAUUCUCAAGCACAUCAUAUUAAGCAGGAACUAUAUCAGAAUGAAGCAAACGAUGACGGUGGUCAUGAGACUGCUAAUCAACAUACGCAAAUGAGUAUAACCAAUCUAAGGUACGAAACAUCAUCUGUAGUGACUCCAGUGGCUAAGAGUCCCUCAAAGAGUCCUGAUAGACGCAGCAAUUCCGAUCCCUUUGAAUCUGAUGAGAUUGAAAGUGUUUUGGCCGAAGUGAAGCAAAUUGCCACCAUAAAGCCCAUUUCAAGUUUCUCAGACACAGAUGACAAAGUGACGGAGAAAUGUGUCAAGAAAAUACGCGACAAGCGAAGGAGACGCUCUCAUCAAACAACAACACCACAUAGUGAUUCAAGUGACGAUGAUGGUGGAUUUGGUAGCACAACACGUCGUAGUCGGUCCAAAUCGACGGAAAAGGAGAUGAAGAGGGUGCGAGGGAGACCACCGAAGAAGAAAAGCUUACCUCCAGCCAUAGUAUCGACGACCAAUACUAUAACUAACACAGUAAAAAAUACAGUGCCUAAAACAACCCCUCCACCAAAAAAGGAUGCAUCCAAAGGUGGCAAGAAGGUGAUAUCGCGACGCUUAGGAGCACGAAGAAGCUCUGUGAUGAAGAGUCGCGAGAUGCUGGAAACAACAUCAUCAUCGAGUGACAACAGUGAUAACAGUGAUGAUGAUAACACUCGCAAUGACGAUGAUUCAGAAUCAAAUGGUGCAGAGGGCAUCAAAACGAGAAUGCCUUGCAAGCCGGCCAUUGCCAGUAAGCACCAUCCAGUUAGUUUAUUGGCAAUCACGCAGAAUCGUCCGUCAUCGCGAGGCCAUCCAAAGCAAUCCAACGAUGACAAUUCAUCCGUGUCAUCAAACACCAGCCGAGAAGAACACCACUCUACACCACGAAGUGCUGCACGUCCUUCAGUGUCACCUGCCAAUCGGCUGAUAUCCCCCAUCAGUAAACUUUCGUCGUCCUGUGAUGAAAAUUCAGAUGCAACUGAUAGCGAUAGUAUUCGGGAGGAGAGGAAAAUUCGAGAUAAAACAAAAAGUGAUAAGAACAAAAGUGAUACUCUUCGUAAGCUAUUUUCUGGCUUCAAAGGCGAAGGUGGUGCCAAAGGAAAGGGCCAAGUGGUGAUUGUGGAUCACUCAGAAGAUUCUCAUAUUCAAUCUAAAGACGAUUCCGGUGUAUCAGAAAAAUUUCUUUCACCAUACUCAUCAAAAUAUGGAUCGAAUACGAAUAUUAGUGGGAAUUUGAUGAGAUCGAGUGAUCAGAGUGUAUCUGCAGCGCGACAAUUACUAUGCAGAAUUGAUUUGUUGCGUCUUAAGCGGAUACCACACCCGCCCAAUACUGUGCAAAUGCACAAAAGUCCACGAAAAGGGAAAUAUCACUGUGAUUCAAAGAGUCCCGGUGCCACGACAUGGAAUGCAGCAACAACAUGCGGUGCAAAAAAUCCCAGUGGGGAUGGUGGUGGUGGAAAGAUAAAUGCACGUCUGGAAGUAAAUCAGGUGGAAAAUGGGCGUCUCACAGGAACAUACAGUCAAAUGAAUUCACAUGAGAAUAAAACUGGAAACAAUCAGUCAAUACCGAAUCGUGUUAAUUCGACAAAUGUAUUAACAGGACAAGUUGCACAGUCACCGAAGAAUCUGCCAAAUGAUCACAAGUCAACCAAUAAUAACAAUAACAGUAUCAAAAGAGAAUCUAUCAAGUCUGAGUAUACAAAUGUUGACAUCACUGGCAAUUCGCCACGAAUUGAUGAUAAGGGUAGUUUAUAUGGUGGGAAGCUUGGUACCUUCAAUGGUGGCAGUAUAAAGAGGGAGAAAUUGAGUGAAACAAAGUCUGAUUUUUACACAUCUGGUGCAUCAUCAGAGAUUGAUGUGAAGCAGAGUAGUGGCAAAUUGACUACUGAGUGUUUACCUAAAGAGAGAAAAAAGAGACGAUCGAGCUCGGGUAGUGGUCCCAUUAAAACUGGCAAGAAACGAAAGAAUGGCUCACAAAAUGAACUUAUUCAUGAAACAACACCACCAACGAAUCAUGACAGGAUAGAAACUGUUGUGUACAGAGAUGUUGAGAAGAAAAUUUACUAUUCAUAUUUUGAAUGUACAAAUGAGAGUGACAGCGGAAGGGAGGAUAACGUCAAAAUUAAUUGUAGGGGCCAGAGUACAUACCUGUUGGAAGCACAACGUUUGAAGCAUGCUGCUGACAAGGAGACAGAACAUUUGGCCCAAGCAAUGACAUACUUGGAGGCAGUUCUCUAUUUUCUAUUAACAGGAGAUGCCAUGGAGAAAGAAUCUCUUACAGAACGGUCAGCUUUUACAAUGUACAAAGAUACCCUAAAGCUCAUAAGGUACAUUUCCUCGAAAUUUCGCAGUCAACAACAGGUUCACACGAUGCAGGGUAACAUUCACAGCAAAGUUGCCAUACUAAGUUUACGAUGUCAAUCAUUGCUGUAUUUGAAAUUGUAUCGAAUGUGUAAAGCAGAAGUUAGGGAAGUUCAAAAGAUUAUAGGAGAGCAUACGACGAAACGGAAUGCUGAUUUACCAAAUGGAAAUACCCCAUCUCCAAUAUCACCAUCGACUACAAUUCAAGGACAAAAUAUUGGUGGAACAACUGGUGGUCAAAUGGUGCCUCAUCAGACAUACAAUGCAUUUCAGCGACAAAGCACCUUUCUCCAUUAUUUAGUCAAUUGCCAUGAUUUAUGGGAUCAAGCUGACCUUCUUGUUACGAAAGGGAAUCAUACAGAAUUUUUUAUCAACUUGGACCACGAAAACGGGCCUAUGACAUUGCACAGUUCAAUAUCAAGUGCUGUUAAGUAUGUGAAAGCCGGAUUGCAGAAAUUGAGACAAACAUGUCAAGUAUGAAAUUAUAUUGUCUGUUUCUCAGAAUAGUUUUUCUUUUUUUUAUAAUCUGAAUUACUAGUAUAAUUUUGGUGUUUCUUUUACCUUUAAACGUUGAUUUGAAUGUAAAUCACACUAGAGGAAAGAUGUUAAAACCGUUUUUUUCAUAUUAGGCAAUUAGAAAUUCAAUGAAAAUCACUUAAAUGGACUUUUGAAAUGAAAGACAUGAAUCCUGAAGAGCUGUGGGAUGGUAUAUAAACAUGUAAACAAAUGUGGAAGAGAUAGAAAGUAUAUUUUAUACUUUAAUAUUUUGUUAUGUAAUUUAUUUUAUUAUUUAUAUGGAAAGAAAACUCAAUUUCUGUAUAAUUAUUGUAUAGAAUAUAAUACUUAUUGAUUAGCAAUGUAAUUCGAAAAAUAGUAGAUACUUUUGCCAGAUGAAAAGUAUAUGUAAAAGUGAAGUUAAAAUUUAUAAUAUACACACUAUUUAAAAAGGAGUCGUAUGGAGUGAUUUUUUUUCUGCAAAUAUACUUUGAUAUUGAAGACAAGAUUCACUAAGUAUGUAUAAUACGUUGUAUAUUCUUAGUUUAACGAAUUUUGUAAUAGGAAACUUACUUUCUUUUCUUGAUGAAGCAAUAGUAAAUGAGAAAAUAAUAGUUUUUUGUGUAGAAAAAAAAAAGCAAAUGAAAAUUAAUUGGUUUUGAUUUAGUGAAAACAAAAUUCAAAUGAAAUUUAAAAUCAAAAAUUGUUAUCAAAAGUAUCGAUUUCAUAAAACAAAAUAAAAAGAACACGAUUUGAUCUUUUAAUUCAAUUAUGUCUUUUUUCUUAAAUAUUUCGUGUAUAAAGUACAUAUACAUACUAAUGCAGUUUAGGGAGAGACAAUAAAAUCAAACAUUUAAUUUGAAAACAAAAUAAAUCUGCAACAAGUACAGUAGACUCUCACUCAAUCGGCUCUUUUUCAAUCGGCGACAAAUUUUGUUAACAAUUUUCACGUUUAUAUGAAGCUAAUUCGCUCAAAUUCGCUGUAGUUCUUCCUAUUUUAUCGUCAUUCUUUGUAAUUGAGCGCUUUUUGUGGAAUUUACAAAGGCUUUGACGCUCAAUUCUAUCGCUUAACCGGAUGACAUUUUGCCCCAUAUUCCCGAUUGAGAGAGUCUACUGUACAGUAGACCCUCUCAAAUUCGGGCAUUUGGGACUGAAAUAUGAAAAAAAUGUGAAAUGCAACGACUUUUUUUUAUUCAUCUUCACAUUCAUUAAGUUUAUUUACUCAUAUUUAUUGAAAAUGUCAUAAAAUUUCCUGAAUAAUGCAAAAUCGCAUCAUUAACUAAGGGCCUUGACAGACAUGAGGAUUAGCCGAGAGACGGCUUAGUGUGAUUAUACGCGACAUAAUGGGUUAAACUUGAUUUCCAUCGUUUUCCACAAAGUCGUCUCUCGACGUCGUAAAUGUGUCUAGGUCUAGGGCAUAAAGCAAAUUUAACUCUUUCCGGACCGCAGCAUAUGCUGCAAGCCAAUUUCACAAUUUUUAAUCAAAAAUAUCAAAGCUCAGGAAUUAAUUGAGGUCCUACAAAAAAUAUCUCACAUUUGGACAUCCUUAUAGUUUGUAAUCAUCCACAAAAAUAGGAUUUUUAUCAGUUCUGAAUACUUAAAAAACAUUAUUUUUCACAGAACAUUCAUAUGCUGCUUUGGGUACUCUCGUCCCAAAAGAGACGAAAGAGUUAAGCAUAUUUCCUUCACUCAAUUACCAAGACAAACUUUAAAAAUAUCAACAAACUUUUUUUCAAAUAUAACUGCUGCCCGAAUUAAAAAGUAUCCCGAUCUUAAAAGAGCCGAAUUAGGGAAAGCCUACUGUAUUUCUAUUUUGAUAAAAAUAGGUGGAGAUUGUUAAUAAUCUACACUUUUGUGCUUAUGACGACAUCUUAAUUGCAAUCAAUUUCAAAAUUAAUUUUUAGUAAAAACAUUGAGCAAAUAAUUUUUUUCCAAUGCCGAAAUACAUUUACAACAUAGUGAUAAUUACUUUGUUAAUUAUUUUCUAGCAAAAUGUCGAAAAUAGGAACAGUUUUCUACUUUUCAAAACAGAAAAA
This is a messenger RNA of Phlebotomus papatasi, 6927 nucleotides long. RefSeq names its product AF4/FMR2 family member lilli (gene lilli). The transcript has 17 exons. Bases 782 to 4876 code for a protein of 1364 amino acids. NCBI's taxonomy places the organism in Eukaryota, Metazoa, Arthropoda, Insecta, Diptera, Psychodidae. Gene Ontology annotation, biological process: regulation of gene expression. Gene Ontology annotation, cellular component: nucleus; super elongation complex. The record is from RefSeq and is a predicted model, not a curated record.